Messenger RNA from Scomber japonicus (chub mackerel), 2793 nucleotides. RefSeq names its product bicaudal D homolog 1a (gene bicd1a). Gene Ontology annotation, molecular function: dynactin binding; dynein intermediate chain binding; cytoskeletal adaptor activity. Gene Ontology annotation, cellular component: cytosol; Golgi apparatus. NCBI's taxonomy places the organism in Eukaryota, Metazoa, Chordata, Actinopteri, Scombriformes, Scombridae. The transcript has 10 exons. The record is from RefSeq and is a predicted model, not a curated record. Gene Ontology annotation, biological process: positive regulation of receptor-mediated endocytosis; microtubule anchoring at microtubule organizing center; protein localization to organelle. The coding region runs from base 1 to 2793 and encodes 930 amino acids.
AUGGCCGCCGGUGUAGGAUGCGGGGAGUCGGUGGAUCAGUACCGGGCCGAGGUGGAGCGGCUCACCCAGGAAUUGGCCGAGGCGAACCGGGAGAAGAUUCGGGCUGCAGAGUGCGGUCUGGUUGUCCUGGAGGAGAACCAAACGCUGAAACAGAAGUAUGCAGACCUGGAGACCGAACAAGACACUCUCAGGAAGGAGUUGGAGCAAUUGCAAGAGGCAUUCGGUCAGGCUUACACCAACCAGCGUAAGGUGGCAGAAGAUGGGGAAUCCAAUGAGGAGACAUUGCUGCAGGAGUCAGCCUCCAAAGAGGCGUACUACAUGGGCCGUCUGUUGGAGCUACAGACAGAGCUGACGCUUAGCCGCUCUGUGGCAUCCAACGCCCAGUCAGAGAAUGAGAGGCUCAACAUACUGGUGCAGGACCUACGAGAGAGUAAUGAGAUGCUGGAGUUACAGAGGAGCAGGAUGAGGGAGGAGAUCAAGGAAUACAAGUUCAGAGAAACCAGGCUGCUUCAGGACUACACAGAGCUGGAGGAGGAAAACAUCACCUUGCAGAAACUAGUCUCCACACUCAAGCAGAGCCAGGUGGAGUAUGAGGGACUAAAACAUGAAAUUAAAGUGCUGGAAGAGGAGACUGUUCUCCUCAACAGUCAGCUUGAAGACGCCUUACGUCUGAAGGAAAUCUCUGAUGGACAACUGGAAGAAGCCCUGGAUGCCCUCAAGAGUGAGCGUGAGCACAAAAACAACCUGAGGAAGGAGCUGGCCCACCACAUCAGCCUGACUGACAGCGUCUACGGAGCGGGGGCCCACCUGGCGCUCACCGUCACAGGUGUUGAGGGCCUCAAGUUCCCUGAGGAGACAAACGGAACCAAUGGCACCAACGGCAGUGCCAUUCCCACUGCUAAUGGCAACAACGAGGACAGCAAUCGUCGAAACGGACACCUUCACACAGGCACAGCAUUGGCUAAAAUGAAUGGGGACUAUCGACCUGGCCGGAAAGGAGAAGGUCUGCACCCUGUGCCAGAUCUGUUCAGUGAACUCAACCUGUCAGAGAUACAGAAGCUCAAACAGCAGCUGCUACAGGUGGAGUGUGAGAAGACAGCGCUGCUAAUUAACUUGCAGGAAUCACAGACCCAGCUGCAGCACACACAGGGUGCCCUGACCGAGCAGAAUGAGCGGGUCCAUCGCCUCACAGAGCGUGUCAAUGCCAUGAAACGUCUCAAUGAGGACAAAGAGCUUGCUGACCCACAGGAGAGUGAGAAGCCUGACGGUGGUUCUUUGUCACCCCCAACCAAUGGUCACCAUGAUCCUGAUAUACAUGGGUUUGAGAUCCUGGAGUGUAAGUACAAGGUGGCGGUGACAGAGGUGAUCGACCUGAAAGCAGAGCUCAAGGCCCUGAAGGAGAAAUACAACCAGGCUGUGGAGGGGCAAGGAGACAGCCACAGUGACGACAGGGUUCAGACACUGAAUGAACAGGUAACACAUUUGGAGCGGAGUUGUCGUGAGGGCAGAGAGAAGGUUGCGAGCCUGGAGGCAGAGCUCCGAGCAGCCUCAAGCACAGCCACAGAGAGCCAGGGAAUGUUGAACACAGCACAGGAUGAGCUGGUAACCUUCAGUGAGGAAUUGGCCCAGCUCUACCAUCACGUCUGCCUGUGCAACAAUGAGACACCCAAUCGUGUCAUGCUCGACUACUACCGUCAGAGCCGUGUCACACGCAGCGGCAGCCUGAAAGGUUCUGAUGACCCCCGGGCAUUGCUUUCACCUCGCCUGGCACGACGCCUUGCUGCAGCCUCUGCAGCCUGCUCCUCUGAGUCCCCUCGCAGUCCCAUGGACUCCCCAUCCAAAGACGCCCAUAAUAGUGAUACACCAACCAACACAGUGGACUCCCCUGCUUACCAGGGCAGCCCCACCCGCAACUCCAUGGGCUCCCCGGUCAUCAGCAUCUCUCCUUGCCCAUCUCCAGUGCCCUCAGAGACGGGCGGUGACCUGCGGAAGGAGCCCAUGAAUAUCUACAACCUGAAUGCCAUCAUCAGAGACCAGAUCAAACACCUCCAGAGGGCUGUUGACCGCUCACUGCAGCUGUCCAGGCAGAGGGCUGCAGCAAGGGAGCUGGCACCCAUGCUUGACAAAGACAAAGAGUCCUGCAUGGAGGAAAUACUCAAACUCAAGUCCCUGCUCAGUACCAAGAGAGAGCAGAUUGCCACACUCAGGCUGGUUUUGAAGGCUAAUAAACAGACAGCAGAGGUUGCACUGGCUAAUUUGAAGAGCAAGUAUGAGAAUGAAAAGGCGAUGGUGACAGAGACCAUGAUGAAGCUGAGGAAUGAGCUGAAGGCUCUGAAAGAAGAUGCUGCCACCUUUUCGUCUCUCAGGGCCAUGUUUGCCACAAGAUGUGAUGAGUAUGUUACCCAGCUGGAUGAGAUGCAGAGGCAGCUGGCAGCAGCAGAGGAUGAGAAAAAGACACUGAACUCUCUCCUCCGCAUGGCCAUCCAGCAGAAAUUGGCCUUGACCCAGCGCCUAGAGGAUCUGGAGUUUGACCAUGAGCAGACCCACCGUGGCCGCAGCGCAAAAGUGCCCAAGAUAAAAAGCAGCCCGCCCAAAUUUCUUGUAGAUUGUCAGCAGCCUGCUGCAUCGUCACUCUCCCCACAACUAAGGCGAGGGAGAGCCUCCCUAGCCCUAAGUCCUAAAUUUGUGGCAGAGCUCCAGGGACGCCAAGCAGUCCUAUCCAACAGCAGCCCUCUUUCCCCCUGCGACCCUUGUAACUGCCUGGCCCAGCAACCCCAGCCCCCCGGCACUUAA